AUGCACGAGCUGAACCGCAUCUUCUCUACCUAUACCAACCCGGCCGAGUUGCAGAGUACUGUGAUCAUUGGUGCCGGCAUUGUUGGAUGCGCUACCGCAUACUAUCUUUCGCAUUCCGGUAACACUAAGCCGGAUACCAUACACCUGGUCGAAGCCUCUCCAGAGCUCUUUGCGAGUGCAAGUGGCAGGGCAGCUGGCUUCUUAGCGUCGGACUGGUUCGGACCGCCUACAGCGUCCCUCGGCGCACUCUCUUUCCAGCUUCACAAAGAGCUCGCAGCUCAGCACGACGGGAAGAAGCAGUGGGGCUACAGUCGCAGUACGGGCACAUCUCUUGCACAGAGCAACUACCGAGGCACAGCAAGAGGCGAUGACUGGCUACGGGACGGUGGAAGCAGGGCGGAUGCGGCGGGUACACAUGAAUUUGCGGGCAACCAAGUCGGGCCUGCAUGGUUGACAAGGCGGCGCGGUGAUAAGGUGGAGCUCAUCAGCGAGGAUGAGAGUGUUGCUCAAGCUGACCCUUUGCGGCUGUCCCACUUCCUGCUAAAGCAAAGCUUACUGAAAGGUGUCAGGCUACAUCAUCCCGCCCGCCCAAUAAGGGUCAGCCGAGACGGGGCGGGCGAGCUCUCUGCAGUUCGGAUACGGCAUGACACCGGCGCGGAGCUCAAAUUGCCUUGCACGCGGCUGCUGAUUACCGCUGGAGCUUGGUCAGCUCGGGUCUUCGAAACAUUGUUUCCGUCUUCCACGUUAGACUUGCCCAUCAGCUCGCUUGCCGGUCACAGUCUCGUCGUCAAGAGCCCGCGGUGGACCGAGCAGCACGAAGCAGGAGGUUGUCAUGCUAUCUUCACGACGCAGCAAGACGGCUUCAGUCCGGAAGUGUUCAGCCGUAUCGGCGGUGAGAUCUAUGUCGCUGGCCUUAACGACGCCUCGAUGCCACUACCGGAGCUCGCGACAGACGCGAAGAUAAGCGCAGAGUCUAUUGCCGAACUGAAAGCAGUGUCGGAGCGCUUGCUUGGUCAAGACGGCACAGAUGUGAGUGACCUACAAAUCCUGCGGGAAGGGUUGUGUUUCCGGCCGGUGACGAGGCGAGGCACGCCGAUACUGGCGCGCAUACCUGAUGAAGAGCUGGGUGGCGGUAUCGACACGAGGGCCGCGCCUCAGGGCGGCGUCUAUGUGGCUGCCGGGCAUGGGCCGUGGGGGAUUAGUCACUCGCUUGGGACGGGCAAGGUGAUGGCGGAGAUGAUGGAGGAUGAAGAUCUUAGUGCCGAUGUUCGAUGGUUGGGCAUCUGA
Baudoinia panamericana UAMH 10762 is the source of this 1287-nucleotide messenger RNA. RefSeq lists its product as uncharacterized. Gene Ontology annotation, molecular function: oxidoreductase activity. Gene Ontology annotation, cellular component: late endosome; cytoplasm. Gene Ontology annotation, biological process: retrograde transport, endosome to Golgi. Bases 1 to 1287 code for a protein of 428 amino acids. The record is from RefSeq and is a predicted model, not a curated record. The transcript has 2 exons. Lineage: Eukaryota; Fungi; Ascomycota; Dothideomycetes; Mycosphaerellales; Teratosphaeriaceae.